UAGCAAAACUAAAUCUUAAAAUAAAUCUUACUAUAUUACAUUUUACAUUAAACAAAUUGAGUAUAUAUAAAUUAAAUUUGUUUUUACCAAUUAAAGUUUAUAUAUAUUGGAUGCAUGCAGGGCAUUAGAGUGGAUGAAGGCGGUGAUAGAAGGGAACCUCAACGGCACAACAUCGAUUGGUCGGAAGCUAAUGGGGACCAAACACUACACCGGCCCGUGCAACGCCACCAACCCAAUCGACCGUUGCUGGCGCUGCCACUCCCACUGGGAAACCAACCGCAAGCGUCUCGCCGACUGCGGCCUCGGGUUCGGCCGCAAAGCCACCGGCGGCAAGAGCGGCAGAUUCUACGUCGUCACCGACCACUCCGACGACUCCACCGACCCCAAGCCCGGCACCCUCCGGCACGCCGUCAUCCAGAAGGAGCCGCUCUGGAUCGUCUUCGCCCGCGACAUGAACAUCCGGCUCCACCAGGAGCUGAUCGUGCAGAGCCACAAGACCAUCGACGGCCGCGGAGCUCAGGUGCACAUCUCCGCCGGUGCGGGAAUCACCCUCCAGUUCGUGAGGAACGUGAUCAUCCACGGCCUCCACAUCCACGACAUCGUGCAGGGGAGCGGCGGCCUGGUGCGGGACGCGGCGGACCACAUCGGGCUCCGGACGGUGAGCGACGGGGACGGGAUCUCGAUCUACGGGUCGUCGGACAUAUGGAUCGACCACGUGUCGAUGAGGAACUGCAAGGACGGGCUGAUCGACGCGAUCGAGGGGUCCACGGGGAUCACGAUCUCCAACGGCCACUUCACGGACCACAACGAGGUGAUGCUGUUCGGGGCCAGGGACAGCUCCUCCGUCGACCGGAUCAUGCAGAUCACGGUGGCGUUCAACCACUUCGGGAAGAGGCUGGUGCAGAGGAUGCCGCGGUGCCGGUGGGGGUAUAUUCACGUCGUCAACAACGAUUACACCCACUGGAACAUGUACGCCAUCGGCGGCAGCCAGCACCCCACCAUCAUCAGCCAGGGAAACCGUUUCAUUGCCCCUCCUGAUCAGUUCAAGAAAGAGGUGACGAAGAGGGAUUAUGCGACGGAGGGAGAGUGGAGGCAAUGGACGUGGAGGUCGCAGGGAGAUCUGUUCAUGAACGGGGCGUUCUUUGUGGAGUCCGGAGACCCGAAUUUCUCGCGGAAGCACCCGAAUCUGUACGACGGCAUAGCUCCUUUCAAGGGAGAGGAAGUGACUUGGUUGACCAGAUUCGCAGGCGCUUUGAAUUGCCGCCCCGGUCGUAGUUGCUGAUGAUGAUCACAAGGAACUCUGUUUAUAUGUAAAAUCUCUACCAAAUGUAGAUAAAAAGAAUAUAAGAAAUCUUGUAAUUCUAC
Cuscuta campestris is the source of this 1365-nucleotide messenger RNA. The record is from the annotation of a GenBank genome assembly. Lineage: Eukaryota; Viridiplantae; Streptophyta; Magnoliopsida; Solanales; Convolvulaceae.